Messenger RNA from Babjeviella inositovora NRRL Y-12698, 1311 nucleotides. RefSeq names its product serine/threonine protein kinase (gene YAK1). Gene Ontology annotation, molecular function: protein tyrosine kinase activity; protein serine/threonine kinase activity; ATP binding. Gene Ontology annotation, cellular component: nucleus; cytoplasm. The annotation marks the transcript as partial. The record is from RefSeq and is a predicted model, not a curated record. Lineage: Eukaryota; Fungi; Ascomycota; Pichiomycetes; Serinales. Gene Ontology annotation, biological process: peptidyl-serine phosphorylation; peptidyl-threonine phosphorylation. The transcript has a single exon.
AUCGCGACGCCGCGUGCGCAGCGCAUCACCAGCAAGGCUCAGUUGUGCCCCAAGAUCAACAGCAACCCCAAGUACCGCCGUGCGUCACUUGCGUCGGUGCAUAUCUCUCCCUUGAUCGGGGUCACGUUGGCGCUUCACUCGACCUACAAAAUGUGCCACCCCAACUCGUUCACGUACAACUUCCAAAAGAAUCCGCGCCGCGUGUUGACGAAACCGUCGGAGGGCAAAUUCAACAAUGGCUGCGACAACGAAGAUAGCGACUACAUCUUGUAUGUGAACGAUGUACUCGGCUCGCAGGAGGGCAAGAAGUACCUUGUACUCGACAUCUUGGGGUCCGGGACCUUUGGUCAGGUGGUCAAGUGCCAGAACCUCCACAACAAGGAGAUUGUCGCGGUCAAGAUCAUCAAAUCCAAGCCCGCGUACCUUAACCAGUCGUUGACGGAGGUAUCCAUUCUUGAGAUCAUCAACAACAAGAUCGACCCGCACAACACACACCACUUCCUUCGCUUGAAGGACAAAUUCAUCCACAAAAACCACUUGUGCAUCGUGUUCGAGAGCUUGGGCUGCAACUUGUACGAGUUACUCAAGCAGAACCAGUUCCACGGCUUGUCGCACAAGAUCAGUUCCACCUUCACACGUCAGUUGUUGGACUCGCUCGUGUGUCUUAAGAACUACAAGAUCAUCCACUGUGACUUGAAGCCUGAGAACAUUCUCUUGUGUGUGCCCAACAAACCUCUCAUCAAGAUCAUCGAUUUUGGCAGUGCUUGUUUCGAGCACCAAACCGUCUACACGUACUUGCAGUCGCGGUUCUACCGCUCCCCCGAGAUCAUCUUGGGCCUUCCAUACAGUUCAUCCAUCGACAUGUGGUCCCUCGGCUGCAUCGUCGCCGAGUUGUAUUUGGGUCUUCCCUUAUUCCCAGGCACGUCAGAGUAUAAUCAGUUGAGUCGUAUCAUCAAGAUGUGCGGUAUGCCUCCGGGCUAUAUGCUUGAAAUGGGCAAGAACAGCUGGAAUUUCAUUGACAAGGUGCCUGAGGAAAGCUCCUUCACAUACCGGCUCAAGUCCAUGGAGCAGUACUCGGCCGAAAACAACGUGCACGAGAAGCCUUCCAAGAACUACUUCCACUACGACCUGUUGGAGGAUAUCGUCCUUAACUACAACAUCCACCAAACCAAGACCGCGCCUGCGCCUGCCCAGUUGUCCUCCAAGGAGCUCCUGGAGCGCAAGACGCUCAUUCACUUUUUGAAAGGCUGCUUGAAUUUGAAUCCUUUGGAGCGCUUCACUCCACAACAGGCCAUCCAGCAUCCGUUCGUC